ACAAAUUCCAGUGAUAAAUUGAAUUUUCACAAAGACAAUUGGUGAGCUUACUUGUGAAUGGUAUUAGUGAUUCAGUUGGUGAAGUUUCGGUAUCAAUCAAACCACAAAAUGAAAAGAAAACAACAUUUGCACACCAAGGAUUUGUGGACGAAAGCGGUAGAAAAGGUAUCGAAGGAAAGGAAGAGAAAACCUCACUUUUCCGCUAUAGCUUUUUCUGUGAUCGACGCACACAAACAAAUGAAAAAAGACGUUUCGUUCACACCACCAGCUUCACCGAGGCGAAUGAACAUGCUGAAACAUGACAGCACAGAUAACAGUCUGAGUAAUCACUUAUCGAUACCGAUGAGUGAUUCAGCCUCUUCGCAAAAUGGAAAAUUUGAUGAAAUGCACCCUUGUAGCCCGACUGCCGACAAGCCGAGAUGUUUCUUGGAAGAAGAUUCUUAUUCGGCUGUUCACAAAGCCGACUUCGCAACACUUUUUAAAAGGGGCAUGAUGUACAAGGGAAUUUACUGGCCAAGUCUUACAAAUAGUUUUCAUUGUAAACAUCUGGAGCUGGCGUAUUUGAGGUACUCCCAUCGGCAGCGACAAAAAUCAUUAAUCAUUGUUAACAUCGUGGAUCUUCUUCUCAAGAUAACUCUAAUAUUCGUAUGGAUUCUAUGCAAUCGAAAGAUCAACAUAGACCUGAGAGCGAAUGCUGAUACGAUAGUUUGGUCUGUGUGCUGCAUGUCCAUCAACAUUGCCGUUUGUGUUCUUGGCUGGUGGCGAUGUUUUGCAAACAAUUAUCUCCACUGGGCCGCUGUAUGCACGUGGCUCCUGCUCACUAUGCAAAGUUUCCUUGCCAGAGGAGUAGGAUUUGGAGUAAAAGAGGACCUAGUGUGGUAUGUCCUUUUCACGAUAUUUGUUCCGUAUGCGAUGUUGCCGCUUCCUUUGAGAUGGUGCAUGAUAGCUGGAGCAAUAUCUUCGAUAGGGCACAUAUGUGUCAUUACAACGGAGAUUUACUUGAAAGAUGAUACUUGUGAAGAUUCCGAUGAAUGCAAAAUAAAACGAAUAUCGGCGAACAUACUGCUCUACAUUUGCGUCAAUUUUGCCGGAAUGUACACGAAAUAUUUAACCGAUCGAAGCCAAAGAAAAGCUUUUCUGGAAACUCACAGAUCAAUGGAAACCCGAUACAGGACACAAAGUGAAAAUGACAAACAGGAAAAAUUGCUAUUGUCAGUGCUCCCGGAUUUUGUGGCAAGAGAAAUGAUACGAGACAUAGAAAGAGAAGAAAGAGGAGGGGCAUUUCAACCUCAUCAAUUUCAUAAAAUUUACAUUCAUCGUUACGAAAAUGUUAGCAUUUUGUUUGCCGACAUAAAAGGUUUCACAGUUCUGUCAACAAAGUGUACGGCCCAAGAAUUGGUGAAAAUUUUAAACGAGCUUUUUGCAAGAUUCGACAAACUUGCUACUGAAAACCACUGCCUAAGAAUCAAACUACUUGGGGAUUGUUAUUACUGCGUGUCAGGGCUGCCAACUCCUAGAUCGGACCAUGCUCACUGCUGCGUGGAAAUGGGAUUGCACAUGAUCAAGGCUAUCAAAGACACAAGAAAUAAGACGCAGGUAGAAGAUUUGGACAUGCGAAUCGGAGUUCAUUCAGGUUCGGUCUUGUGUGGAGUACUGGGUUUGAGGAAAUGGCAGUUUGACAUAUGGUCAUCUGAUGUCCGGCUAGCAAAUCAUAUGGAGUCUGGGGGACAACCAGGGCAAGUCCACAUAUCCGAAGCCACCUACCAGUGUUUGAAUGGCGCCUAUGAAGUGGAACCAGGAAACGGCCAAGAAAGAGACGCUUAUCUGAGAGAACAUGACGUUACUACUUACUUGAUAAAACAAGUCGAACCGCUGAGAACCAGGAGGCGACUAGCAUCAAGACCAAGCAUAUUCUCCAACAAAUUAUGGCCAGAAGAAGAUCUCAUUAGAAGCGGUAUGAGUACUCCUAAAACUCCAUCAACUCCGGCGUCACCUCCAGUACCCCCAUCCAGCGAAAGAAGUGACAGUGGCAUACAAAACAGCGGCAUAGAUGAUGAAAAUACCACUGACUGGAUUCCAGAGAUUCCGUUUGAAAAUCUCCACAGAACCCUCUCGAACGAACUAGACGAAGACGAUGCUAUAUCAUAUAAACAAAAAUAUGAUUCAACUGACCCUCGAUACAAGAAAAGAGGUUCGACUUACGUUUCGACUCUUGAGCAAGUAGAUGAGAUAAUAGACCACAGCAUCGAAAUCGAAAGCAAUAAAAGGAUGAGAAACGCGAACGUGAAUCCUUGGACGUUGAGGUUUAUCGACAAAGACAUGGAACAUCAGUUCAGCCAACUGAGAGAAGACAUGUUCAAGUCAAAUAUGAUGUGUUGCUUCAUCAUAUGGAUAUUCAUCGUAAUCUGCCAAGCAAUAAUAACUCCACUAAAAAGCUUCGUCAUCGCAUGCACAGUAAUCACAACGAUCAUCCUGAUAUCCACAUCAAUUCUGGUAAUGGCGGAGGAAUUCGAACAAUUCCCAGAAUUCCUGAGACGAACCUCAGAAACUUUAGUCCACAAGAGAAAAAGGAGAACUGCGUUUAUUUGUGGCGUCAUCAUCCUGAUGUCUCUGACGAGUUCUUUGACUUUAAUAAAUAUAGAAAACGACGAACCAGUACACAAUAAACGAGUUCAGAGUCAAUAUUUGAGUGACGACAGCAACUUCUCGUUGGUUGUCAACUUGAAGCUGGAAGCAACUUUCAACAACAACUUCACUAUACUGUUCGCAAACAGAACCGACUGUAGUGGAAGUUGCAUCAAAGGCGUCCUCGAAAAUAUUGAUAUAAACGGUAUCAUCGAAGACGCGGCGAAUAUCUCGAAGUUGGCCAACAAGACCUCGACAAUUGUCAAAAAUCUGAACCAGAAGUUGACUAACCUCACAAGGGGUUUAAUGACCCAAACAGAUGCUCUCAAGGAGUUGAAAAGCAGACUUCGUCGGAAAAAAAGAGAGAUCGAAUCUACGACGAACAACACGACAGCAAAUUCAACAUACUCUACGACAGAUUCAACUAUAGAUGUAUUAACAGAAACAGUCCCGAAUUCCAAUAGUACUCAAUCAUCGGAGCAGAUAGAAUUUGACUGCAAACACCCGGAAUACAUCGUAUUCACGUGGGUGCUUUGUUUGAUCGCACUGGCUACUGCUCUCAAGUUAUAUUACCUGAUAAAACUUUUACUGGCUUUCGUUAUGGUGACAGUUUACGCCAUCUUGAUCAUUUUGCCAUCCAAUGUCUUCAACGAACGAGGAUCUUCAAUAACCGUGCCAGAGCUCUUCAUUCCACUUUCUGCCCAGAUGUUUAUAUUACUAGUGGUAUUUUUUCUCAUGGUGGCGUAUCAUGCCAGGCUGGUAGAAGUUACGUCAAGGCUAGACUUUCUAUGGAAGCAACAAGCUGAAAGAGAACUUAAUGACAUGGAAGAAACUAGACAUAAUAACACGCAGCUGUUGAAAAACAUUCUACCUGACCAUGUGGCACAGCAUUUCUUAUCUAGCGAUAGAAAUAGUGAGGAACUUUACGCUCAGUAUCGACACGAAGUGGGAGUGUUAUUUGGAAGUAUACCAAACUUCACGGAUUUCUACUCAGAAGAUAUCAACAAAGGUGUGGAGUGUAUAAGGCUUUUGAAUGAAAUAAUAGCUGAUUUCGAUGAACUACUAGAUGAAGAACGAUUCAGCACUAUAGAAAAAAUUAAAACAGUUAGUGCCACAGCUACAUAUAUGGCAGCAUCUGGUCUCAAUCCAACGCACAAAGAUUGUCGGAAUUCAGACAGCCCGGAACAUCUCUGCGCCCUGGUGGAUUUCGCCAUGUUGAUGCGUCACAAAUUGGAGGCCAUCAACAAGGAUUCCUUCAACAACUUCAGACUGAGGAUAGGUAUCGCUUGCGGACCACUCGUAUGCGGAGUAAUAGGGGCAAGAAAACCGGUUUUCGAUAUUUGGGGAGACACUGUGAACCUCGCCUCCCGAAUGGACUCGACAGGAGUCAUCGGUGCCAUACAAGUGCCCAAAGAAACGGCCCAAAUAUUAGGCAUGAGAGGAUACGAACUCAAGAAGCGUGGAAUCAUCGACGUCAAAGGAAAAGGUCAGAUGGAAACUUACUUCGUCAUCGGCAGACAAAUAAAACGGCCUCCGAGUUUCCAAAGACAGCCGAGCCAUUAUAGCAGUUUGGCGGCGGUGGUUUAUGCUGUUGCUCAAACGAGGAGGAAACACACAGGAAAUACUCCUGGCAGCUCGGUAUUCGGAAGGGCUAGGACGCAACAGAAAACAGAAGGCGGCAAGAAAAUUAUCAACUAUAGUUCUAUGAGAGUUACUCAGAAGCCUUUUGGAUAUCCUGUCAGAAGAAAUACCACACGAGCUAAUCAAAAGCAGAUGCAUGCUAGAUCCCAACCAAACAUGAGGCAGCUGUCCGGUUCCGGUACCUACCUGGAAAACAUGAAAUCCAUGAAGUCAAUAGAUCGAGACGUUACCUCCAACACCUUAAAUCGAAUGACGGUUUCUCAGUCGGCGCCCCACACUCCCGUUUCAACUUCGAAUCACGACGGGCCAGUUUUCAAAUCAGUACCCAGACUACUUUCCGAACCAAUAGUCAAUCGAUCGAAAAGUUGCUCGCCCUGUACGAAAACUAGUCGACUCGAAAGAAAUAUUUCCAUUUUGAACGAUAAGAAGAUGGAAGUUUGUACGAACGAUUCCAAUGAUACUUCUAAGGCAAAACCUACUGGAGUAGUUCCAGUGCAUUCUCCCAAACAUCUGAACAAGAAGGAAUCAAAAUUCUCCUUGAAGUCUCCAAUGACAAGAAGGGAAACUAAAAUUCAACUGGAGAAUUCGAUGAAUAGGGAGACAUUGAACAAGGUGCAUUCCUUGGAUGGGACCCAUGUAUAAUUCAUGUGAAUUUAAAUUCAUUCAAAAUAUUUGAGGUGCUCUUUUCCAAAUCCAAAAUGUUUCAUUCAGGUCUAUUCAUUAUCUCUGUUAAUUUUGAACCAAAUGGAAUAUUUUUGUAAAAUAUAAUUUUUCCAGCAGCUGGAAGAAUGCGUAUAUAAUUUUCUUAAUAACAUUUUUCAUGCAUCAAUUGAUUCCACAGGACUUACUUAUCAAGAAAAAAUAUAUGUAUAGUUAUAGUUGUGAAAUCAGACUGAUUUUUCAAAAAUGUAAUGGUUUUCCUUUGUGUUCUCAUCUUUCAUCAAGACAAUGAACUGGUGUGAAAGUAAUAUUCCAUAUAGAUGUAUUAACUUCAUAUUUUUGUAUGUAUAGUUGUAGAAUGUUAUAGAAAUUUAUUUUUUAUCUAAACCAUUAGUGUUCUUCAAUUCAUAUAAUAUAUGGCACAUAUUAUGUGCCAGAAUUUUUCUGAAUUUUGGAUAUUUUUUCAGAAAUUGUCUAUUUCUUGGGAUUCUGACUAUUAAAAUAUCAGAUAGGGUUUGAAUCAGUCUAUUAUAUGAAUUUACUUGGAAAUUUCAGUUUGAAAAAGUCGUUCAAAGUCAGGAAAAUACUUAUUUUCCAGGUGACAGUUGCCAGAACCUAGAAAUUUUGUAAGAGUUGACCAUUUCAAAUUUGAAAUAUUAAUUUCAAGAUCAAAAUUGAUACACUAUGGCUUUAAACUGAGAAAAUCAACGUUUGAUUCGUACUUCUGAUGUUUAAACUGAUAUUUUGAACUAUAAACUUUCAUAUCGAAUGCAAUCUUGGAUUUCUCACUUCAUUUCCCACUUACCUGAACUUUUCAACUUUCUGUUCAGUCUUCUACAUUUGAACUGUUCAAUUUUUUCCAAAUCGACAAACUUAUUUGCACUCUAUUUUGUUAAUUUUUUCAAUUUUGGCAGCGUCAUUUCUCAGAUGAAAAAUUGUUAUUCGUUUAUUCUCUACAUUCUCUACCGAACAUAAUAUAAAUUAUUUGCUUACAUAUUUUCUUACAGGUUUUGAAGUCAACCUGGGCUAUUUGGUGAUUGUAACCUGGGUAUUUCUUGUGAAAUUUCAAAAUUUGAGACAUAAUUAAAAUUACUUUUUAUAAUGGAA
Messenger RNA from Leptinotarsa decemlineata (Colorado potato beetle), 6033 nucleotides. RefSeq names its product adenylyl cyclase 78C. The record is from RefSeq and is a predicted model, not a curated record. Gene Ontology annotation, biological process: cAMP biosynthetic process; intracellular signal transduction; adenylate cyclase-activating G protein-coupled receptor signaling pathway. Gene Ontology annotation, cellular component: plasma membrane. Lineage: Eukaryota; Metazoa; Arthropoda; Insecta; Coleoptera; Chrysomelidae. Gene Ontology annotation, molecular function: adenylate cyclase activity.